This is a messenger RNA of Syngnathus typhle (broad-nosed pipefish), 2739 nucleotides long. RefSeq names its product probable polypeptide N-acetylgalactosaminyltransferase 8. The record is from RefSeq and is a predicted model, not a curated record. The transcript is spliced from 10 exons. NCBI's taxonomy places the organism in Eukaryota, Metazoa, Chordata, Actinopteri, Syngnathiformes, Syngnathidae. Gene Ontology annotation, cellular component: Golgi apparatus. Bases 36 to 1970 code for a protein of 644 amino acids.
ACUCCUAGUGGCGUGCACGUACCUGUGCAGUCGACAUGAGGCCUGGCUGGCUCAGAGGUGUUCUGCUGGUCACCUUUGUGGCCUCCACCCUGCUGUACCUGGGCUCCAUUCGGAGGGAUGUGAAAAGCCACUCGGAGCGUCUGCACAGGGUCAUCUACAAUGACUCAGUUCACGAACAGGGGAUUUUAAAGAGGCUGGAAAAGAUGGAAGCUGGCAUUGAGAGACUGCUCAAAGUUGUAAACAAUGCACAGCCAGUGGCGGUGAUGGCGAAAGCCGAGGACAAGGCAGAAAAAGAGCUCAAGGACAAGAAGGUGGUGAGGAAACUGUUCCCCAACUCAGCCCUGUUCAAGAAGUGGGGAGAGGGUUUGAGCGAGGAGGAGCAGAAGGAGGCCGAGGCCUUGUUCACCCAGUAUGGCUACAACGCCUUCCUUAGUGACAGGCUGCCGCUCAACAGAGAGAUUCCCGACACACGCCACGCCAGAUGCACACAGAAAAAGUAUCCGGCUGAUCUCCCCAGCCUGAGCGUGGUGUUGAUAUACCUGAAUGAAGCUCUGUCUAUUAUCAAGCGGGCAGUCCGCAGCAUCUUGGACAAGACCCCUGCCAGCCUGCUCAGGGAGAUAAUACUAGUGGACGACCACAGCACAAAUGAGGACCUUAUGGAGAAGCUGGAAGACUACAUCAGGAUCAUCCACGAGGAGCGUCCAGGACUGCUGAAGCGGGUCGUGCACAAGGAGCAGCUUGGCCUCACCCAGGCCAGACUGUCUGGAUGGAAGGUAGCCACUGGUGAUGUGGUGGCCAUCCUGGACGCCCAUAUUGAAGUCCACGUGCAAUGGGCAGAGCCGCUGCUGGCUCGCAUCAAGGAGGACCGCACGGUCAUCCUGACGCCUGUCUUCGAUCGGGUCAAUUACGACGACUUGAUCGUGACCCACUACGGACCGGCCGCCGACGCCUUUGACUGGGCCCUGUGGUGCAUGUACGAGUCCUUCAGGCCCGAGUGGUACGAGCUCAAGGACGAGUCGCUGCCUGCCAAGAGCCCAGCCAUCAUGGGGAUACUUGUUGCAGAUCGCAAGUUCUUUGGCGAGAUCGGCAGCCUGGAUGGAGGAAUGAAAAUAUACGGCGGUGAGAACGUGGAGCUGGGCAUUCGGGUAAGACUCCGGUGCAGUUCAAGUUCUCAACAAAAGCAGAACGUUUGGUCAGCGCGAUCCGGCGGCUCGCCUCUGUGUUUGAGCCUGCAGGUGUGGCUGUGCGGCGGCAGCGUGGAGGUCAUCCCCUGCUCCAAGAUCGCCCACAUCGAGCGCGCCAAGAAGCCCUACCUGAAUGACCUCAGUAUCACCAUGAAGCGAAACGCCCUACGGGUGGCCGAGGUGUGGCUGGAUGAGUACAAGUACAACGUCAACAUCGCCUGGAACCUUCCUUUUCGGGAUCACGGCGUGGACAUCGGCAACGUAUCUGAACGCAAGGCGCUGAGGGAGCGGCUCAAGUGCAAGCCCUUCAAGUGGUACCUGGAUAACAUUUACCCCAUGCUGGACCCUCUCAAAGACCUGGUCGCCUAUGGAGCGUUAAUAAACGAGCUAAAGCCGGAUCUGUGCAUCGACCAGGGUCCGGUUCCGGGCAGCACACCCAUCCUCUACUCUUGCCACUAUUUUUCCCCGCAGCAUUGCUUCUACCGGACCAAUGGACACCUCUACGUGGGUGGCAUCAAAUCCCACAAGUAUAACAACAACCGCUGCCUGGUGGACCCUGGCAGUGGCAUCUACCCGGCCCUCUAUGAGUGCAACAUAGCUGCGCAGAAGAAUUUCAACAUGUUUUGGGACUUUAAGCAGGGAUCAUCGAUCCGGAACAGAAAGACGAAGCGGUGUCUGGAGAUCGCCCAGGGUGAAAACAGCUACUAUCAGCUUAUUGUACAACAUUGCACGGGUCAGAUCUGGAACAUUCAGAAUUACAUCACAGAAAGAGUUGCUCAAGGGUAACAAGUCCAAUCAGCAAACUAGUUAGGUGGGGGCCUGAAUUUAAUUCACACCACAUCCCCUCAGCGUGAGAGAUUUUGCACUCGAUGAGCCACAAUUACUGACAAGUACAGAUGGGCGAGGAAUUCCUUCAAAAGUCCUGUUCCAAAAAUUUAAUUGUGCAGCAGCUUGUUGAGGCAAUCAACCCGUCGAGUCUUAAUCAAAUGGAAGACCUAGCCAGUGGCUACCUCCUGUCCUCGUGAAUAUGGGCUGUAUCUGACUUCAUGGGUGAGGAGGGAGGCAUCUUGCAUCAUGCUGAUUCUUUUGAUAGAUUUAAGAUUUCUUGUACUCAAACAAGUACAAGCAAAUGGUGAAAACAUUCACACUAUCCCUGAUUAACAUGGUUAAACAAGAUAAAAUGUAUUCAAUGAUAACUCCAUGUUUAAGGCUGCUACAUGUCAACGGGAUUGAUUUCUGUGAUGAUAAAUGUAACAAUACAUUUAUUAGAGGCUAUUUUUUGAAAACUGUUUUCCUGGUACUUUGAAACGUGGUUAUAUUUUGAAUGACUUCAGGUCAGGAGAUUAGAUGCAAGUAUUUGAAAUUUUCCGUCCCACCAAAAACAAAGGAACUUCAAUUUAAAAUUAUCAAUAUUUUCCCAACCAAGAAACUUUGGAAGAUGAAAUUUAAGAUGAAUGUAGAGAAGGUGAAAUUGAAUAUUUAGACCAUCUUUUCUUUUGCUGUGAGUUUGUACAAAGGUUAGCUUGUUCAAUAAAGUUGCUCUUUAUUUCUCUUA